Molecule: messenger RNA, 989 nt
Organism: Asparagus officinalis (garden asparagus)
Lineage: Eukaryota; Viridiplantae; Streptophyta; Magnoliopsida; Asparagales; Asparagaceae
Exons: 4
Coding region: 33-911 (292 amino acids)
Source: RefSeq, a predicted model, not a curated record
ACAGGAAAGGAGGGGCCAAAAUAUCUUUAGCCAUGCACUCCCUCUCCCUUCUCUCAUCGCUCCCCCUAAAAUUCUCCAUUAACCCAAGCUACCCAACCAAAUUCAAACCCACGAUCUCAAUUGGACCUCCCAAAUGCAGCAGCAGCAGCAUCAGCAACGAGUCUUCGUUCUCCAACGAGGCAGUAUCAGGAAUGGUGGAUGAGCUCCUAAAGAGAGAAGAGAACAAAGAACUACUCGAUGGACUGAACGAGGCUUCGAAAAGAGUAGAGAGAGCGAGAGAAGCAAUGGCUGAGAUCGAGAGGCGAGAGGCUGAAGCAGUCAGGGCCAAGGAAUACGUUGCUCAGCUGGAGAACAGGAAGUUGGAGAUUGAAAAAUCGCAAAGAGAACUAUUAGAAGCCAGAGCCAUGGUAGAUGAAGCUCAACGUUCUCUGUCAUCAAACAUGGAUGAGAACAGUUUUGAAGAUGCUCCAGCUGAAGAGGUAAACAAAGAUAAAGAGAGACUGGAGUCUAUAAAAGCUGCAUCUAUUUCAGCUAUAAUCGGAACGCUUGCCAGUCUACCCAUUUCCUUGUAUCAAGAUACCAGCUACAUUCAACUAAGCUUUCAUCUGGCAAUUAUUUUCUCUAGUUGUGCUUUGUUCGGUGUUACCUAUCGUUACAUAGUGAGACGAGAUCUAGACGAUAUACAUCUCAAAACAGGGGCAUCUGCAGCUUUUGGUUUCGUCAAAGGUCUUGCUGCAUUGGGCGCUGGACAGCUUUCUGAAGUAGAUAUAAACAGCUUGAUUUCGUACUCUGUUGAUGGAGCAGUGUAUGUGUCUCAAAGUGUCUUUAUAUUUCUUUCAGCUUCUGUUGCUCUAGAUUUUUGUUUUAAGACGAAGCUUUUGAGUCCUUUUCCCAUACGUGAGGUCAAGUAACAUGUAGAAUGAGCAGAGAAAUAUAUCUUACUUGUGAUAACAAUGGCACAUAAUUGUUUUAUUUUCACUUUUUUUUCC